AUGGUGGCGGACGAGUCUCGUAUCCCUAAGAUUCCAGUAGUAACGCAAGAGGCGGCUGUCAAGAAGUUGCUCAGUGUCUACCCAACUCCAGCUGAUGUUCCUGAAGAAGAAUGGGCUAAAGUGUUGACGCCUGAAGAGUUCUUCGUUUGUCGACAAGCUGGUACUGAACCUUCUUUCAGUGGUGUACUUACCAAACAUUUUGCUCCCGGAAAGUAUUCUUGCAGAUGUUGUGGAGCUGAUCUCUUCGUGUAAGUUGCCUUUCUUUAUUUUAUUUUUGAACUAAAAUUCAAAAAAACGUUAUGACUUUUUGUUAUGACAUAAUAUAUUAUACUUCAUCAAACAAUAUUUCAAGACAAAAAACGAUUCCAUGUUUUAGAUCUGACUCAAAGUACUGGUCGGGUUGUGGAUGGCCGGCGUUCAGUGAAUCCGUAGGAGAAGACAAGAACAUCAUCAGGAUCCCAGAUACUCGAUUCAACCUCAAUAGGACCGAAGUAAAGUGCAAAAAAUGUAACGCUCACUUGGGACAUGUAUUCGACGAUCCAGCACCAGAAACCGGAGAACGGUACUGCAUCAACAGCGUUUCCAUCAACUUUGAAGAGGCGGAGAAGGCGAACUGA
Bursaphelenchus okinawaensis is the source of this 617-nucleotide messenger RNA. Lineage: Eukaryota; Metazoa; Nematoda; Chromadorea; Rhabditida; Aphelenchoididae. The record is from the annotation of a GenBank genome assembly.